GCAGGAGGCGGCGGCGGCGGCGGCGGCAGCGGCCACGGCCACGGCCACGCUCGGCGCCGCGGGACCGGCGGGAGCCGCAGCCAGGCCCGGCCAGAGCAGCAGGCGGACUCCGCCACGCAGGCAGACAGGUCUGAUGGCACGCAGCACCCCCCCUCCGCUCGGCGUCUGGACGCAAUAAAGACCUCUCUGGCCAGCGGUUUUCUAUUCAGUUUACCAGAGGUGCGCAGCGUGAUGUCCAUGCUGUACCACGCUCUGAUCGUAGCUCUCUGGGUUGGCGCACAGGCAGCACCACAGCUGGAGGACAGUGCCCCAUGGGGGUGUCCUGCAGGAGCCACCACGCCAGGCACCCCCCGGACUAGAGCACAGCAGGGUCCCCAGCCUGCUCCGCACACCCCGCGCAGCCCCCCGAAGGCCGACCGCAGGGACGCCGGGCCCGUGGCCAAUGUCACCGUGGAUCCCAAGCUGUUCAGGAAGCGGCGGUUCCGGUCCCCUCGGGUCCUGUUCAGCACGCAGCCCCCGCCCAUGUCGGGGGGCAGGCACAGCGCAGAGCCCGCGCACAGCACGCACCCCCACAACAGGACGAUGCGAGCCAAGCGCAUGGCCCACCCCGUGCUGCACCGCGGGGAGUUCUCGGUGUGUGACAGCGUCAGCAUGUGGGUUGGGGACAAAACCACAGCCACGGACAUCAAAGGCAAGGAGGUGACAGUGCUGGGAGAGGUGAACAUUAACAACAAUGUUUUCAAGCAGUACUUUUUUGAGACCAAGUGCAGGGACCCCAAGCCAGUGUCCAGUGGGUGCCGGGGGAUCGACGCAAAGCACUGGAACUCCUACUGCACCACGACACACACCUUCGUCAAAGCGCUGACCAUGGAAGGCAAGCAGGCUGCCUGGCGGUUCAUCCGGAUCGACACCGCCUGCGUGUGCGUGCUCAGCCGGAAGUCGGGGCGACCCUGACACGGAACAAGCCUGGUGACCACAUCCUCCCACCCCCCUACCUCAGCCUGUAAAUUAUUUUAAGUUAUAAGAAUUGCAUGGUAUAUUUAUAGUUUAUACAUUAAAAAGAGAUCCUCGUUAUUUAUUAAACAUUUUGGGAAGCC
This is a messenger RNA of Alligator mississippiensis (American alligator), 1097 nucleotides long. It is a transcript of the gene NGF, whose product is annotated as nerve growth factor. The record is from RefSeq and is a predicted model, not a curated record. The transcript has 3 exons. Bases 232 to 954 code for a protein of 240 amino acids. Gene Ontology annotation, molecular function: nerve growth factor receptor binding; growth factor activity. Gene Ontology annotation, biological process: cell surface receptor protein tyrosine kinase signaling pathway; positive regulation of collateral sprouting; negative regulation of neuron apoptotic process. Lineage: Eukaryota; Metazoa; Chordata; Crocodylia; Alligatoridae.